AUGCGUUCGUCCUCGCCGUGUUUGUUUACCAGAGACAGGCUGCUGGAGUUUGCAUCCCUGCGGCGAGCGGCGCAGCAGCAGGCGGAACGGCUGGAUGAGUCAGGGCGGAAGGGCGGCGCAGAGGCCGCGGUGAACGGCACCAGCGAGCGUGGGAUAAGUGGCGCGGCGCCGCCUCCGUGGGUCCGCGCGUUGACGCAUUUUGUGGAGCUCGAAAGCACAGUAAACCUCAAGCUUGCGCGACUGCACGAGCAGCAGCGGGAGUUUCUUCAACCAAAGUUUCUCUCCGACGAGGAGGAGGAGGCACAGAGGCAACAGGUCGAAGCGAACGCGCAAAGCAUUCAAUGCUUGCUUCGGGAACUCGAGCGCAUGGUCAUCUCUGGCACGCGCCCACAGGACCCAGCCAACGAGGACGAGGUGCAGGCGUCGGAAAACGCCAAGAAGCAUCUCUCGUCUCGGCUAUCCGCAACUAUUCAGUUCUUUCGCGAGGGACAGGAGCUCUACGCCGCACAGCUACGGCGAUGUGAAGAGAAGAAACAGCGAUACAGACAGAUUGGCUCGUGCGAAGCGCAUGAACGGAUGGAACGGGAGGAAAAGAUUGCCCAGUACCUUGAGCUUGGGUAUACCCAGCUUGACAUUCAAGAACUCCUUGAAGAGGAUGCGAGACAGAAGGAAAUUAGUCGCGAAGUUCAGGAAAUAUUGCGAAGUGUAACGGAGUUGCAUGCUAUGUUUAAGGAUUUGGGAACAAUGGUGGUGGAGCAGGGGAGCGCCUUGGAUCGCGUUGACUUCAAUGUGCAGCAGGCGCAACUAGCCGUAAAAGGGGGCGUUGCAGAGUUGAAAAAGGCGCGUGAAAAGCAGGGUGGGUGUUGGGUAAUGUGA
Molecule: messenger RNA, 876 nt
Organism: Trypanosoma conorhini
Lineage: Eukaryota; Euglenozoa; Kinetoplastea; Trypanosomatida; Trypanosomatidae
Product: putative vesicle-associated membrane protein, putative,syntaxin-like protein
Exons: 1
Coding region: 1-876 (291 amino acids)
Biological process (GO): vesicle fusion; vesicle-mediated transport; intracellular protein transport
Cellular component (GO): SNARE complex; membrane; endomembrane system
Molecular function (GO): SNAP receptor activity; SNARE binding
Source: RefSeq, a predicted model, not a curated record